AUGGCCUCGGGAUUUGGUUCCAACUUUCAGGCUCUCAUCGACGGCAUUGCCAACGAUAGUCUACCUCACAGCCGCAUCAUUUCGCUCAUUACCAACCGCAAGAGCGCUCAUGCCACAGCUCGUGCCGGCAAGGCCGGCAUCCCCUGGGAGUACUUUAAUCUCAUCAGCAACGGCUUCCAACAAAAAGGUGAAAAGGAUGAGGCAAAAAUCGCCGAAGCCCGUCGACAAUACGACGCCGCCCUCGCACAAAAGAUUCUCUCCGCGCCGCAAGAAAAGCGGCCAGAGCUCAUUGUGCUUGCGGGCUGGAUGUACGUCUUUUCGCCGGCGUUUCUGGAUCCCAUCGACAAGGCGGGCAUCCGCAUCAUCAACCUGCACCCCGCCAUGCCCGGCGAAUUUGACGGCGCCAGCGCUAUUGAGCGCGCCUUUGCCGCCUUCCAGGCCGGCACCCUCACCCGCACCGGCAUCAUGGCGCACUACGUCAUUGCGGAAGUCGAUCGCGGCGCGCCCAUCCUCGUAAAGGAGAUUCCGUGGGAGGGCGAGGAUCUGGACGCGCUGAAAGAAAAAAUUCAUGGACAUGAGCACGCCCUAAUUGUCGCCGCCACGGCCAAGGUCGCCAAGGAGAUUGUCGAGAGCCGGUCGUGA
This is a messenger RNA of Akanthomyces muscarius, 642 nucleotides long. RefSeq lists its product as uncharacterized. NCBI's taxonomy places the organism in Eukaryota, Fungi, Ascomycota, Sordariomycetes, Hypocreales, Cordycipitaceae. Gene Ontology annotation, cellular component: cytoplasm. The transcript is spliced from 3 exons. Gene Ontology annotation, biological process: 'de novo' IMP biosynthetic process. The record is from RefSeq and is a predicted model, not a curated record. Gene Ontology annotation, molecular function: phosphoribosylglycinamide formyltransferase activity. The coding region runs from base 1 to 642 and encodes 213 amino acids.